GCUGCACAUGGACGAGUUUUCAGAGGACAAGAAUUCACAGUUUGGUUCCCUUGUUGCACUUGGAGGCACGUCUUUUGAAGGUCUCACAUUUUGGACUAAACACCUCUUUAACCUCUUUUUACCUUUUUCAUUCCUUCGUCCUUCGCUUCAAGCUAUAAUCACUGGAUCUCCAAGGGUGGUGAUCCGGGUUUCAAGAGAGGUCCAGAGAUGCUGAAGGCACAGAAGAGGAAGCGAGCUCAGAGGACCAGCACUAACCUCACUAAAGCAGCUCUUCACCUCGCUGUGCACACAGACAGUAAUUCACACCUUGGUCCGACCCUUCGUUUGGAACCCAGUGCAACAGUCUCCUUUGCCAACAGCACCAGAGGGACUCAUUUCCUAUUUGGACCUGUGGCUGGUGCUGCUGCACUGACAGCUCUCCAUUUGGCUCAGAUUGAGAUUCAGGCCCAGAUUGCUCUCCAGCAGCUCGCCUCUCUUGCAACCACAACUGUUGGUAACCGGUGUCACAACAACAACAGGUUUGCAGUGGCGUUACCUCCUCACCUGGCCCUCCAGAGUCUUCUCAAUAGACAAGAGGUGUCAGCUGUUGGGUUUAACGUGGACACAAACAAUAAAACCUACAGAACUACACAACCGUGUUUUCCUGCUGCCAUGUACCACCACCACUCCCAGCAACAGGGGCCACAGCAGUUUUCCAAUGGGCCCAGGCCUCAUAAUCAGACACAUCCAAAUCAACAUCAGAAUCGCGCUUCCUCUGAUAUGCUGUCGCAGGCGAUGGGUUUCCAGUUUCCUCGUCCCACUCAGCUCCCUGAUGAACUAGAGUCUGCCCUGGCUAUCCGGGGUGCCAGGGACAUGGACCAUCGCCUCAUUGACCAUAUGAACCCACCCAACCAACACCAGAACCAAGGCUCAGGUUCUGGAGUCCAUCAACCUGGAACCUACAGCUCUAACCCAAUAACACUCACUUCUGAUAAUCAGCCAGGCCACCAGCAAGGAGUAGACUGGUCAAGCUACCAACCUCCAACUAAACUGUUUGCUAGUCCAACACCUAGUGCUAGCCAACAGUCGCAACGACACCAGGCACCUCAACAGCAGCCUGAGGGCAGCCAGGGUUUGUACACACCCGAGAGUGCAGGAAGUAUCUUGGCUAGCUUUGGACUUUCAAAUGAAGACUUAGAAGUGCUGAGUCACUACCCUGAUGAUCAACUAACCCCAGAUACUUUACCAUUUAUCCUGCGUGACAUCCAAAUCAACAAGUCAGGCAACCAGAAAACUGCGGCUUCCACUUCCUCAUCUUCCUUCUCACACAGCAUCCACGAUAUGCCACUACCACCUUCCCGCUCUUCACCAUUGGCACGUUCACGUUCCCCGGAAGUGCCUAGCCUCCUUACCGUUACACAGACAGCAGGUAAAGUCAUUGACUAUGGUCAUGCCAGUCGGGCAAAGGAUGAGAGUAGUACCAGAGAAGCUUUCAAAAGGGAACCGCUCUCCAAUGAAAGGACAGUUAAAAUGUACCCAUCCUCAUCGUCGCCAUCAGCUCUAAAAGCCGAUAAAGCUGAAAGGCGGCAGGUUCAUUUGGAACACACUGAACCAAGCAAGCACGGAGAUCGGGACUACCGCAGGACAAGUAGCGACCAUCGCAAGAGCAGUCGGUCACCUGGGAGAGAAUUACCACCAUCGUCCAAAUCUCGUAAUCUCGACCGAGACUACAGGCACGACGGACCCAAGCCAAGGCCCUCAUCUGAAACCAGGAGUGAGGAUUCGUCAAGGAGGUCUCUCUCUUCUUCGUCUGGCUCAAAACCACUCAGCAGCAGCAAGAAGUUACCUACCCCCACCAUGAUAAGUGAUUUCUCAGCCGUGUCUCCAAAGGUGUAUCCCCAUAUCUGCUCCCUGUGCCACAUACAGUGUGAUCAGGAAAAGGACUGGGUUGACCACGUUAACACCGUGAACCACACUGCUGCCUGCAGAGACCUGCGCAACAAGUACCCUGACUGGAAACCAAGUCUGCCAAGUCAGAGCAGACCAUAUGGCAGCCGAGCUCUGUGGGAUCCCAAGGAUCGCUCUCCAUCCCAUUCCGUGUCUCGGAGCCUCUCAGGUUCUCCCACCCCAAGUCCUCCUCACAACAAACACAGGGUGUGCCCCCAUCCCCACAGGCCACACGGGAAGCUCUACUCCCCUCACCAUCUCCCUCGCUUCCACCACUACACAGAACACGGCCAUCGCUUGGAGGGCCGCCACUCCGGCUCACACAGUCCCUCUCACUCACACCCAACCUCCUCCUCCUCCAGAGAGCACCGGCCUGAGAGGAAGGACAAGGAAUCAUCAGGGGGUUCCUCUCGCAUCGGUGGGAAGCGUCCACACCAUGACUCCACUAACACCAGCCGACAUCCACCCUCCUCUAAGGCGGCUCACAGCUCCAAACGUGGACAGUCCAACAUCACAACUGUUAAGAGCGGGAUGAAGACUGGAACUAAGAUGGCUAAGACAGCAAGUAACAAGGCGGCUGACACAUGUGCCAGGCCUCCUCCAGCCAAGAAGAAGAAGAAAACAGCCACUCCAGCCUCUCUGGGCUCGUCUGUUGCAGAUCGUCUGGUUUAUCUGACAGGCAUUCCAAACCACGCCUCGGAGCAGGAAGUCACUGACUUGGUCGGGUCCUUUGGCAAGAUCAACAACGUGAUCCUCAUGCCAUGCUCAGAAGAAGACAGUGAGAAGAGCCAAGGACAGAAGGCAUCUGUAUGUAUGGUGAAGGCUGAAGACGCUCAGGCACUGGCUAACUCCACAAAUCUCUCCAUCAGAGACCAGAAAAUCACUGCUUCAACAGCCAAGUUACCAUGUGGAAAACACACACACAAACCUGAAGGAGUGCAGUCUCCUGAUGCCAACAACAGCAAACCUGCUUCAGGACAGGAGAAGGGUCCUGCCGGGGAAGACUCAGGAGCUGAGGCUCAACACAAGACGUCUGAUGAGAAAGGCAUGGUGUUGAUCACAGGACUUCCUAAGAGCAGCUGGUCAGAGAGUGACAUCAUCAAGCUGAUCCAGCCCUUUGACACGCCCUCGGACCUCAUCCUGGCAAAACAAAUGGGAAAGGUGCUUGUGUCAGUGGCAGACACAGAGAUUGCUCAAGAGAUAGUGAAAGUCCACUCCUUCAUCCCCACCAAGAUUAAAGACUGUGAGGUGAAGAUAAUCCAUGUCAAACAGCGUAUUGGCCUCAGCACACCGGUGGCUCUCUACAAUCUGCUGAUGGGAUCAGUGGACUCAUUAGAGAGUACUGUUCCAGUGGGCUGGAGCAGGCUCUUGGUGAUCAGUAAUGUCCCCAACAUGCCCUCUGGAUCCUCUGAGGUCCAAAAACUGGUGCGACGCUUUGGUACCGUCAUCAAGACCCUCGUGCUCAACAACAUGGUCAUUUGUGAGAUGGCGACUGCAGCCAUGGCAUUCUCUGUUUACAAACGCUUCCAGACGUUUCCGUGCAUCAUCCAGAACAACCCCCUGUUCUUCUCCCGCAAGCCGGACCCCAAGGCCAACACACAGACAAAAGUCAUCACUACGUACCUUGAGUCGUCUGAGGAUGCACCUGCUAACGGCAAAAGCAGCCAAACAGCAGCAGCUGCAGAGGAAGAGGAGGCUGUCCAUAUAGAGAAGUCUCAACCUCCUUUGGAGGAGGUGGAAAAAGACACUUCUGGGACAGACCAGACGAUGAAGAUCACAGAGAAGAGGGCUGGUGAAGACCAAGCUUUGGGAGAAAACGCCAGCAAAGACAGCAUCAGAAGCCAUGAGCCUAGCACUGCUGUUUCCCACUCUUCAGCUGCACAAGACGCCAAAGCAGAAGCAGUCAUGGAUACAGACAUGAGGGAAACAUCUGCUGAUAAAACUGUCACAGAGACAGUAGGAGACAAUAACGGAGUCAAUCUAUCUGAAGCAGGAAAGGACAAGGCUGCAGGUGCCCAAGAGACAAAGGCAUCUGUCUCUAAUGGCAGAGCAGCUUCCAUGGAGACGGCCAUGCCAGAGCUACCUAAGGUCACUCAACAAAUGGUUAACGCGUUGCUUGUAGAGUGCCGAACAAGAACCGGCAGCCAUCCUAACAACGUAGAAGCUUCCACCUGUGGCGUGAAGGGGGAAACACAAACAGAGACAGAGCAGGACAAAAAGUCAGCAGAGGGGACAAAAGAGGCGGCCAAGAGCCACACAGAGGAGGAGGUGAAGAAGCAGGAGAGGGAGAGGAAAGAGAGGGAAGCCAGAAAGGAGGUGAGGGAGAGAGAGAGGAAGGAGAGGGAGAGGAGGGCCUGGGAGAAGGAGGAGAGGGCUAAGAGGGAGAGGGAAUGGGAUGAAAGAGCCAGGAAGGAGAGGGAGAAGAGGGAGGAGGAAAGGAGGGAGUGGCAGAGGAGGGAAAGAGAGAGGAGGGAGAGAAAGAGAGCACACGGUGAAGGUUUGUCCGGAUCCAGGUGGUCUUGCCGGUCGGAGGGAUACAAGCAGAGCUCCUGGACGGACGCACAGCUUAACAGCUCACAGGCUGAGACCACAAUGGUGGAGGACGAGGACCACUUCCCAUUCAACAUGAGUGACUUUGUGACAUUAGAUGAAGUAGGAGAUGUUACCGACCUUCCGUGUUCCCCUGCUGCUGUUCCCAUGGAAACCACAGACAGGGAGGAGGAGGAUGCUACCACGUCUGUCCCUCAGGACACUACAGGGGUCACACCCAUGGAGGUUGCCAUAGAAACAGCAGUAUCGGAUGCCACAGUGACUCUGCUCAAGUCUGAUCAACAAGUAUCAGAGUCCGAACCCGUGAGAGCACCAACAGCUGACUCCUCAGACAGGUCGUCAGGUUUAACACCCGGUCCGGUCCUCACCGCUGCAGCAUCCACCUUACCAGCUCCACAGGCUGAGUCCUCUCUCAGCCAAACACCUGAGACUGAAAUCACACCACUGCCCACCCUGGACUCCACCCCAGAGGUCCAACACCUGUCCGUGCCUGCCCCUGCAGCAUCAGGUAACCCACCUGAAGCUGCCCCUGCAAACUCCUCCUCAAACAGCCCAGCCAUAGGAGCAGUGACCGCAGAGAGUGAGGACCAUAAGAAAGAGGAGAGUCCUCUCAGUCACAGCCAGGCCAAGGAGGAGGAGACGGUGCUGGUGUUGGACAAAACAGAAGGACAGGAGAAGAUGCAGGACCAGGAGGACAAAGAGACGGGAGCUCCUGCUGCAGAGACGGGAAAGCAACAGACGUCCAAAGACCAAACAAACGGAGAAGAGGAGAGUAUGAAAAAGACAUUACAGAUGAAAACACCCAUGAGCACGGACUACUCCCUCCCCCCUUUUGACCCCAGCAAUCCAGUUGGUAUGGAGUUCUUAGUCCCAAAGACUGGUUUCUUUUGUACAGUAUGUAAUCGAUUCUUCAGCGGAACCAAAGAAGCUGAGAUCAACCACUGCAGAACCAUCAAACACUACGAG
Toxotes jaculatrix (banded archerfish) is the source of this 5442-nucleotide messenger RNA. RefSeq names its product zinc finger protein 638 (gene znf638). The transcript is spliced from 24 exons. The annotation marks the transcript as partial. The record is from RefSeq and is a predicted model, not a curated record. Lineage: Eukaryota; Metazoa; Chordata; Actinopteri; Toxotidae. Gene Ontology annotation, molecular function: nucleic acid binding; zinc ion binding.